Egretta garzetta (little egret) is the source of this 1612-nucleotide messenger RNA. RefSeq names its product C-X-C chemokine receptor type 2-like. The record is from RefSeq and is a predicted model, not a curated record. Bases 252 to 1325 code for a protein of 357 amino acids. Gene Ontology annotation, biological process: immune response; neutrophil chemotaxis; G protein-coupled receptor signaling pathway. Gene Ontology annotation, cellular component: membrane. The transcript is spliced from 2 exons. Lineage: Eukaryota; Metazoa; Chordata; Aves; Pelecaniformes; Ardeidae. Gene Ontology annotation, molecular function: C-X-C chemokine receptor activity.
UAAAGCGGGCGGCAGAGGGAAGGGGCUCCAGGAGGUGGCACGGCAGCGGGCGCAGGUGAGGGACCCUCCGGCUGGCCUGGCGGGACCCCCAGGCCUGGUGCUGCCCUGUGUCCCACCAAGCUCUACACCGGAGCCUUUUGGGGGUGACGUCUGGAUUCAUCCCGGUGCCUGAGUGCUCCCCGGUGAGGACCCGCUCAGGACAGGGAGAAGACCCCGGAGUUGGGGGGACGGCGAGGGCAGUGAGUGGCAAAAUGGAGUCUUUGUCCUUCAGUGGGGAUUUCUUCAGCUUAUUCCCCUUCAACUACACCUACGACUACAGCACGGCCAUGCCCGACACUGCUAUCUCCUCUGCCCCGUGCCGGCCCGAUGGCUCUGUCCUCAACAAGUACCUGGUGGUGGUGAUCUACUGCCUCGUCUUCAUCCUCAGUGUGGUGGGGAAUGGGCUGGUGGUGCUGGUGGUGACCUCCAGCCACACCAACCGCUCUGUCACCGAUGUCUACCUGCUCAACUUGGCUGUGGCCGACCUGCUCUUCGCCCUCAGCCUGCCGCUCUGGGCUGCCUACCGAGCCCAUGAGUGGGUCUUUGGCACCGUGAUGUGCAAAGCCAUCUCUGUGCUGCAGGAAGCCAACUUCUAUAGCGGCAUCCUGCUGCUGGCCUGCAUCAGCGUGGACCGCUACCUGGCCAUUGUCUACGCCACUCGGGCCGCCACUGAAAAGAGGCACUGGGUGAAGUUUGUCUGCUUGGGCAUCUGGGUCUUCUCCGUGCUGCUCUCCUUGCCCGUGCUACUCUUCCGUGAGGCUUUCACCUCACCAGGCAACGGCACCGUGUGCUACGAGCGCAUUGGUGGCGAGGACACAGCCAAGUGGCGGGUCGUGCUGCGUAUCCUGCCGCAGACCUUCGGCUUCGCCCUGCCCCUCCUGGUGAUGCUCUUCUGCUAUGGCGUCACCAUCCACACCCUCCUGCAGACCAAGAAUACCCAGAAGCAGCGGGCCAUGAAGGUCAUCUUCGCCGUGGUGCUGGUCUUCCUCAUCUGCUGGCUGCCCUACAACAUCACGCUGGUGAGCGACACCCUCAUGAGGACACGGGCCAUUGCUGAGACCUGUGAGAGGAGGAAUCGCAUCGACGCGGCCCUCUCCAUCACACAGGUCCUGGGCUUUGCCCACAGCUGCAUCAACCCCAUCAUCUACGCCUUCAUUGGGCAGAAGUUUCGCAACAGCUUCCUCAAGAUCCUGGCUCAGCGUGGGCUCAUCAGCAAGGAUGCUGUGGCCCGCUACGGACGCACCUCCUACGCCUCCACCUCUGGCAACACCUCCACCACCCUCUGAGUCCUGCUAGGACCUGACCUUUGUGGCUUCCAGCAGGUUCCAGCACCCCAUGCACCCCAGCAUCCUCGCCCAGCUCCCUGGGACACGGGCAGUGGUGCCACAGGGAUGGGCAGGGCCACCACUGGAUGCUGGACCCCAGCUGAAAGGGGGCUUGGGUGGCGAGGGGGUAGGACCCCAUUGCUAGGGGAGUGAUGCCAAGCACUGCCCACCCUCCCUGCUCUUUGGGACAGAGCAACUCCGCUGUGGGCAUGGUGUUUGUGGCCAACGGCCAUCCAGCAAUAAAGCAG